AGAUUUCAUCAAGAAUUCAAACAUAGUUUUUCUUUACAAUAUUCAUUCUUUGAAUGUGACACAUAGUUAAAGAAAAUUUUAAAUGGAGGAAUGCAACAACAAUAGAGGAGAAUCUUCAUCAAGAUCAAUUCAACAACAACAACAACAUUCACCUUCGUUUCGAAGAAGAGAAAGCAAAGGUAAUAGUAAUGCACAGUUAACUUGGAUUGGAAGCAACCGGUUAGUUUUAUGGCUGAUUUUGAUUACCCUUUGGGCUUAUCUUGGUUUUUUUGUUCAAUCUAAAUGGGAAGCUUAUGAAAAAGAACAAGAACUUAAAGGGUUUGAUUUUCAUCUUAAUAAUCAUCAAGAUUUGGUUAUCAAAAAAAGUUCUUUAUUAGUUGAUAAUGAAAAAGUUGGUUUGAAUAAUCAUAAUCAUAUGGAUGUUGUAUUGGCCAAGAAAGGAGAAAAUGGUAAAAAUGGCUUAAAGAAAAGGAAGAAUAGAAGAUCUUUGAGAAGUAAACACAAGAGAGAAUUGAAAGUUGAGAGCAGUAUUGAUGAUAUAGAUGAAAAGGAGUUAGAAAAAAUUCAUCUUGUUGGUCCAUUUGGUUCAAUAGAGAACAAAAUUUUGAAGCUUAGUAGUACUAAUAAUGAGAAGUGUUGUGGAAAAUGUGACAAGAAAAGUGAUUUUGCAAAAGUUAUUUUUUCAAAGAGGUUUGUGUUGAUAUUUCAUGAACUUUCUAUGACUGGAGCACCACUUUCAAUGAUGGAAUUGGCAACUGAAUUGAUGAGUUGUGGAGCAAAUGUUUCAGCUGUUGUUCUUAGUAAAAAAGGUGGUUUAAUGGAAGAGCUUAUUAGGAAGAAGAUUAAGGUGAUUGAUGAUAAAGUUGAUCAUAGCUUUAAAGCUGCAAGGAAAGCUGAUCUUGUCAUUGCUGGAUCAGCUGUUUGUUCUUCAUGGAUUGAACAAUACAUUGAAUACUUUCCUUCUAGUGCAAGUAAAGUUGUUUGGUGGAUUAUGGAAAACCGAAGAGAGUACUUUGAUCGUUCAAAACACGUUUUGAACAAAGUAAAGAUGUUGGUUUUUCUUUCCGAAUCGCAAUCUAAGAAAUGGCAAAAAUGGUAUGAAGAAGAAAACAGAAGACUUAGAUUCCAGCCAGCAAUUGUUCCAUUGUCUGUUAAUGAUGAACUUGCUUAUGCAGCCGGAAUUCAUUCCUCGAGUACUUCCGAUAAAAUCAAUGAGAAGAGGAAAUUUUUGCGCAAAACAGUCCGAAAAGAAUUAGGCUUGAAUGAUAAUGAUAUGCUUGUGAUAUCUCUAAGUAGCAUCAAUCCUGGAAAGGGUCAGUUAUUAUUUCUUGAAUCAGCAAACUCAGUAAUAGAAAAUGAAUCAUUUCAAGAACAUCAUAAGAAAAAGCAAACUUUAUCACAAGUUACUUUGGCUAGAAGAUAUCAUAUUAGAAAAUUGUUGCCAAUGAUGAAGGAUAGCAAUUCUAUAAACAGUAACAGUGGAAAAAUGAAACAAUCUCUGAAAGUUCUGAUUGGUUCUGUUGGAUCAAAGAGUAACAAAGUGGAUUAUGCUAAGAGUAUGAUAAGUUUCUUGUCACAACAUUCAAACUUGUCAAAAUCAGUUCUGUGGACUCCAGCUACAACACAUGUUGCCUCACUUUACUCUGCUGCUGAUGUUUAUGUCAUAAACUCUCAGGGAUCGGGAGAAACCUUCGGACGCGUGACAAUAGAAGCAAUGGCAUUUGGUCUUCCGGUGUUAGGAACAGAUGCUGGUGGAACAAAGGAAAUUGUGGAGAAUAAUGUGACUGGUCUUCAUCAUCCUAUUGGACGUAAAGGGAAUCAUAUUCUUGCAAAAAAUCUUAGGUUUUUACUUGAAAACCGAUUUGCAAGAGACAAAAUGGGAAUGAAUGGAAGAAAAAAGGUGCAAAGGAAGUACUUGAAGCAACACAUGUAUAGUAAAUUUGUAAAGGCUCUUGUUAGAUGUAUGAGAAGCAAAUAAUUUCUUCUCACAUGUAAUAUUCUUUUUGAUCCAAAGAUUUAGUGUAUCUCAAAGUUUUCAUGUAUGGUCUAAUGACGGUCG
This is a messenger RNA of Trifolium pratense (red clover), 2059 nucleotides long. RefSeq lists its product as uncharacterized. NCBI's taxonomy places the organism in Eukaryota, Viridiplantae, Streptophyta, Magnoliopsida, Fabales, Fabaceae. The transcript has 5 exons. Gene Ontology annotation, molecular function: glycosyltransferase activity. The record is from RefSeq and is a predicted model, not a curated record. Bases 83 to 1978 code for a protein of 631 amino acids.